Messenger RNA from Rhododendron vialii, 2495 nucleotides. Its product is annotated as transmembrane 9 superfamily member 11-like. The coding region runs from base 291 to 2264 and encodes 657 amino acids. Gene Ontology annotation, cellular component: membrane. The transcript is spliced from 2 exons. Gene Ontology annotation, biological process: protein localization to membrane. The record is from RefSeq and is a predicted model, not a curated record. Lineage: Eukaryota; Viridiplantae; Streptophyta; Magnoliopsida; Ericales; Ericaceae.
ACACGAAAGAAAUCACCGACGACCGCCGAUAUAAACUCCCGUGCAAUGUCUCCCACCCCAAUUCCCGCCCCCCCCCCCCCGCUCUCUCUCUCUCUCUCUCUCUCUCCCUCCUUUAAGCCUCAAGAUUCGCAGUGCUUCAAGCUGCCGUUACAGCACACAUCUCACUGCACGCGUUUCUCUCUCUCGAUGCCCUCAACCUGUUCUUUUGUAAAGUUUUAUUGCGCUGAAACUCAAUAACCCACAUUAGAACUGUAUUGGGUAUAGCAGAUCUGAUACAAAGAUUUGUGGAAAUGGACUUGUUUGAUAAAUUUAAGAUCUGGGUUUCGUUCAUUUUCUUGAUAUCUCAAUUGGGUCAUGGCUUUUACCUCCCUGGUAGUUACCCUCACAAAUAUGGGGUAGGGGAUACCUUGUCUGUGAAAGUGAAUUCACUGACUUCAAUUGAGACUGAAAUCCCCUAUAGCUAUUACAGUUUGCCCUUCUGUAAGCCCCAGGAGGGUGUGAAGGACAGCGCCGAAAACCUCGGUGAGCUCCUCAUGGGUGAUAGGAUUGAGAAUUCGCCUUACCGGUUUAAGAUGUACACGAAUGAGACACAGAUCUUUCUAUGCAAAACCAAGUCGUUAUCUUCCGAUGAGUUUGAGAUGUUGAAGAAGAGGAUUGAUGACAUGUAUCAAGUCAAUUUGAUUCUUGACAACUUGCCCGCUAUUAGGUUUACCAAGAAAGAUGGUUUUGUGAUACGUUGGACAGGGUACCCUGUGGGAGUUAAGGUUCAAGAUUUGUAUUACGUGUUUAACCAUUUGAAACUCACUGUUCUUGUUCACAAAUAUGAGGAGCCCAACGUGGCCCAUGUGAUGGGUACUGGGGAUGCUGUGGAGAUGAUCCCAACAGUUGACUCUGGAUCAGAGGUCCCAGGUUAUAUGGUAGUUGGGUUUGAGGUGACCCCUUGUAGUUUCCAACACAAGUCCGGAUCUUUGAAAGAUUUGGAAAAAAUGUACCAUAGAUACCCCUCUGCAAUUGAGUGUGAUCCGAGCGCUGUGGGUAUGUCUAUCAAGGAAGGUGAGCCGAUAGCCUUUACUUAUGAUGUCACAUUUGUGGAGAGUGAUAUCAAAUGGCCGUCAAGAUGGGAUGCUUAUCUAAAAAUGGAAGGAGCAAAAGUCCACUGGUUCUCGAUUCUUAACUCUCUUAUGGUGAUUACCUUCUUGGCUGGAAUUGUCCUUGUGAUCUUCCUGAGGACAGUUAGGCGUGACUUGACCCGUUAUGAGGAGGUCGACAAGGAGGCUCAAGCCCAAAUGAAUGAGGAGUUAUCCGGGUGGAAACUCGUCGUUGGUGAUGUUUUCCGCUCUCCAACCUAUCCUUCACUUCUAUGCGUAAUGGUUGGAAAUGGGGUCCAGAUUCUUGGGAUGGCUGUUGUGACAAUACUGUUUGCAGCCCUUGGAUUCAUGUCGCCAGCUUCUCGUGGGACCCUGCUUACAGGUAUGGUGAUUUUGUACAUGUUUCUUGGAAUUGCAGCCGGUUAUGUCUCCGUUCGCCUUUGGAGGACAAUUGGGUGUGGUGACAAGAAAGGAUGGGCUUCAGUUUCUUGGAAAGCUGCUUGUUUCUUCCCUGGUAUCGCUUUCCUCAUUCUAACCACUUUGAAUUUCUUAUUGUGGCAUAGUAACAGCACCGGUGCCAUUCCUUUCUCUCUCUUUGUCAUUCUCAUUUUGCUUUGGUUUUGCAUCUCGGUUCCACUUACCUUAGUUGGUGGAUACUUUGGUGCAAAGGCACCUCAUAUUGAGUUCCCAGUUCGAACCAACCAGAUCCCUAGAGAAAUCCCACCUCAAAAAUACCCAUCUUGGCUUUUAGUACUUGGGGCCGGAACUCUUCCAUUUGGUACACUUUUCAUCGAGCUGUUCUUCAUCAUGUCCAGUAUUUGGAUGGGACGCGUAUACUAUGUGUUUGGAUUUCUGUUCGUCGUUUUGAUCCUUCUUGUGGUGGUUUGUGCGGAGGUUUCUCUUGUUCUGACCUAUAUGCAUAUUUGCGUGGAGGACUAUAAAUGGUGGUGGAAGUCUUUCUUUGCUUCUGGUUCGGUUGCCAUAUAUAUCUUCUUCUACUCCGUGAACUAUCUCAUAUUUGAUCUGAAGAGUUUGAGUGGACCCGUUUCUGCCACUCUUUACUUGGGGUACUCGCUUUUCAUGGUUUUAGCUAUUAUGCUCGCAACUGGGACAGUUGGAUUCCUUUCUUCAUUCUGGUUUGUGCAUUACUUGUUCUCUUCAGUGAAGCUGGAUUAGAAGAAGAGCAGCAAGUAGGUUGAUACAGUCAACCUACAGUCAUGGGGCUGAACACAACUUCUAAUAGUUCUUUCGUAUGUUUCGAGUCUUUGUUAGUUGCUAGGAAACUUGUCUAAGAUAAUAAGAAUAAUCUUGUUCAAUUUUGCUUCCUUCAUAUUUAGUUGCUUAAUAUCGAUAUGUAUUUGUACUGCGUUACCGAGAAUGAGAAUGUUUUUUUUUUUUUUUGGCCAA